Messenger RNA from Clupea harengus (Atlantic herring), 2854 nucleotides. RefSeq names its product EH domain containing 2b (gene ehd2b). The record is from RefSeq and is a predicted model, not a curated record. Gene Ontology annotation, molecular function: protein binding; GTP binding; calcium ion binding. Gene Ontology annotation, cellular component: cytoplasm; plasma membrane. Gene Ontology annotation, biological process: endosomal transport; endocytosis. Lineage: Eukaryota; Metazoa; Chordata; Actinopteri; Clupeiformes; Clupeidae.
CCCCUGUCCUGAAUUGUAUCUAGAUGAAUCACAGUGUUCACCCUAACACUUUCCAGAACUUGCUCUUCAGGGAACACCUCAAGAGGAGGUUCAGAGGGAGGGAGAGAGAGACGGGGAAGAAACAGUGAGCCAGUCAGGGCAGCUGAGUCGUCUGUGGGAGCGUCUGCACUGUUCCUGUGUGCUCAGAGAGGAGAACUGGCAGCCCCAGAUCUAAGCUGAAACCUGUUAAGACUCUGGAGCGCACCCAUCCCGUACCCUCGCACACUGCUCCAUCCAGGCAAACAACAGAGGAGACUCAUCCUUGAAUGCGACCCUUAAAUAAAUCAGGCCGACUCACCACAGAGACUGUAAACACCAGCCUUACCAGAAGAUCUCUAUAUUUGGAGUUCACUAUCCAUUGCUAAGCAGGGAACUCGUUUAUUAUAUAAGUGCAGGAAAAAGAAGAGGGCUCUCUUAGGAUCACCCAGGAAACAAAACUACAGAGUAGAGUUUGCUAAAGAACACACACAUACUUUUAGUAGAACUUCUUCAAGUCCUGCUUUCAUCAAAAUGUCUCGUUGGGGGCGUAAGAACGAUAAGAAGACACCUGAAGUGAUCCGGACUGUGACUGAAGGCCUGAAGUCCCUCUAUCGCAAGAAGCUUCUGCCACUGGAGGAGCACUACUGCUUCCACGACUUCCACUCCCCGAGUCUUGAGGAUGCAGACUUCGACAAUAAGCCAAUGGUGCUUGUGGUGGGCCAAUACUCUACAGGGAAGACUACUUUUAUCAGAUACCUGUUGGAGCAGGAUUUUCCUGGCAGCCGUGUGGGACCAGAGCCAACAACAGACUCCUUCACAGCCAUUAUGCACGGAGAAGUGGAGGGGCUCACCCCUGGAAAUGCUCUCAUUGUGGACCCCAACAAACCCUUCCGCAAACUCAACGCCUUUGGGAAUUCCUUCCUGAACAGGUUCCAGUGUGCCCAGAUGCCUAAUCAGGUCCUAGAGAGCAUCAGCAUCAUUGACACUCCAGGAAUCCUAUCUGGGGCUAAGCAGAGAGUGAGCCGAGGUGAGGCCAGUUCAAAAGGGUAUGACUUCCCAGCUGUGCUGCGCUGGUUUGCCGAACGUGUCGACCGAAUUAUUUUGCUCUUUGAUGCACAUAAGUUGGAAAUCUCUGACGAGUUUUCAGAGGCGAUCGAUGCGUUGAAGGGCAACGAGGACAAGCUGCGAGUUGUGCUGAACAAAGCCGACAUGGUCGACACCCAGCAGCUGAUGCGGGUGUACGGCGCGCUCAUGUGGUCUCUGGGGAAGGUGUUUGGCUCUCCAGAGGUGCUACGGGUCUACAUAGGAUCCUUUUGGUCUGAGCCGUUGAUGGUGCCAGAUAACCGAAAGCUGUUUGAACUGGAGGAAGAGGACUUGUUCAGUGAUAUUCAGAACCUUCCAAGGAAUGCUGCCUUACGGAAACUUAACGACCUGGUCAAGAGGGCUCGUCUAGUUAGGGUGCAUGCCCACAUCAUCAGCUAUUUGAAGCAGGAGAUGCCAUCUGUCUUCAGGAAAGAUAAUAAGAAGAAGAAUCUGAUCUACCAACUACCAGUCAUCUUUUCCAAGAUCCAGCUACAGCAUCAUAUCUCUGCUGGGGACUUCCCUGACUGUGCCAAGAUGCAGGAACAACUUAUGGUUCAUGACUUUACCAAGUUCAAACCUUUGAAACCCAACCUGAUGGCUGCACUUGAUGAGCUCCUGGCCUCUGACAUUGCCAAACUGAUGCCCCUGCUUCGCCAGGAAGAGUUGGAGGCAGGGGACCAGCCUGGUGUCCAGGGCGGGGCUUUCAUGGGAACCCGUGGCGGGCCUUUCCAAGAGGGCGACCCCUUCAGUCAGAUGGAGGUGAACGGAGAGGGCAACGGGGAGGAGGAGGACUGGAUCGUGACCAAAGAUAAGCCCAAGUAUGAUGAGAUCUUUUACAACCUGGCACCCAAUGAGGGUAAGCUCAGUGGCACCAAGGCAAAGGACUGGAUGGUGAGCACACGGCUGCCAAACUCCGUGCUGGGUCGCAUCUGGAAGCUAUCGGAUGUGGACCGUGACGGCAUGCUGGAUGAUGAGGAGUUCGCUCUGGCCAGCCACCUGAUUGAAGUGAAACUGGACGGACACGGGCUCCCACCUGAGCUGCCAGCCCGCCUGGUGCCACCAUCCAAAAGGCGCCAGAAAGGCUCUGAUGCAUAAGCGGCCCACACUGCCCACCACACCUACACUGAUUUCUACCAAAGAGCUGUCACCAUUGCUGCUAUGUUUGUUCGGUCCCGUCAGUCUACACUUGCUUUGUUAUUGUUAGUUAAUGUCAGCAACUUUACCAAGUCACUGAAGUAAGUGAAUUAUCACUAAUGUAGUGAUCUUCUUCUGUAUUUUUUUCGGGAGAGGGCUUGGUGCUACCCUCCAACAUGUUUUGGGUUUGAAUAACAUUGAUUGAAGGCAAGCCUAAAUACAAAGUGCUUGCUAGUCCUACAAACGUAAAUGACAAUGAGCCCUCACCUCUGUAUAUAAUUAUGAACAUACGUUUUUUUUGUGGCAAGCUUUUCUGCUGGGUAACCCUAAUUAAUGCUUUUUAGUUCAGCUUUUCAGCUUCCCAUACCAUUUGUGCAAAAUGGCACAAUGUAUGUAUUUUUCUGUUUUCUCUCUGUGAUUUUGUAACUAUUAUUUUUGUACUAAACAGAGCAACUUCUGAGUGAAUGUCACAUGAUAUGUUAAACACAACUAUGUCACACAAGUAGAAACUAUGAAAAAAUGAAAUAAAAACUUUUGCUACUACUGUAUACAGCUUCACCAGCAUUUUGUAUGUUAUCCUUGGUCAUUUUAUUGCUUCAAAUAAAGUGAACCGACUCCA